Messenger RNA from Pistacia vera, 828 nucleotides. RefSeq lists its product as uncharacterized. The transcript is spliced from 2 exons. The coding region runs from base 1 to 828 and encodes 275 amino acids. The record is from RefSeq and is a predicted model, not a curated record. NCBI's taxonomy places the organism in Eukaryota, Viridiplantae, Streptophyta, Magnoliopsida, Sapindales, Anacardiaceae.
AUGAGUCACCACCAUGAAAUCAACCCUCACUUUUGCCCACAACAUCAUGAGCCACACCCACCAUCAGGGAUGACACCACCACAGAGUCAAGACCAAAUUCAUCCAACCUCCCCAUGGAUCUGGCCACCAACUCAACGACCAACAAUCCCACCACCAAAGGUGGAUCCUAUGGGUCAAUGGGGGGCAUUGGUACCACAUGGUAGUGCACCAAAGACACAAUCAACCCGUUUACAGGCACAGGAACCUGCACCACGGUUUCCACCCCAAUAUACUGGUGCACAGGCUGCACAACCACCAAAGCAUCAACGGCAUGGGCGCCAACAAAGAGGCUUAAUUGUCCUAAUAGUCUAUCUUGUGUUUCGCCCACAUGGCCCAAGUUUUGAAGUGUCUAGUGUCACCUUAAAUGCAGCAUAUCUAGACGUGGACGUUUUGCUCAAUGCCGAUCUCACUGUGCUCGCUAAGUUCAUAAAUCCUAACAAGAAAGUAAGGGUGGACUUCAAUUACGUAGUCCUUGAUCUUUACUAUGGAAACACCCUGAUUGCGUCUCAAUAUGUUGAACAUUUCAGAGCAGAAAGGCGUCAGACAAAGCUUGCCAGUGUUCAUAUGGUAGCGAGUCAGGUUCAGCUUCCCUCGGAUGAAACCGAACGGCUUAAGAGAGAAAUAGAGAGAAAUCAUACUGAAUUUCAAGUUAAGGGAGUGUUCCGGGCACAAUCGAAUUUGGAAAGUUUCGUGCGCUACUCGUAUAGACUGUAUAGACUUUGCACAAUUGUGGUGACUAAUCCUCCUGGUGGAGUCUUAAAAGCUGUCAAAUGCAAAUCUAAACGUUGA